AGGCAUGCUGCUGGGCAACGGCCUGACGGUGCGGCACACCUUCAUAGACGUCGGUCCGCAUGGCGCCGGCGCGCACAAGCGCUCCGCCUCGUGGCCGCGCUCGACGGUGGACGUCGCCGCGGAGGAGGAGGACACCGACCCGCCCACGAGCGCCGCCGUGAGCCCCGCGGCGGCCGAGCAGCCGCCCCCCAAGCCGCGGUGGGCGGACCUCGAGUCGGAGGCCGAGAGCGUCCGCAGCACGGGCGGCCGGCCCUCGACCCCACAUGCCGCCCUCGCCGCAGGGCGGCAGGACACGCCGACGGCCCUCGAGAGAACGCGCUCCGCCCCCGCAUGGCCGACCACUGCCACGGGCGCCCGGCGCUACGUCCCUCCGCCCGCCCGUGCCUACGCACAGGGCGGCUGGGCCGGCGGAGCUGCCAGCAGCAUGGCGGCCGCCGCGGCGCCCCUGCCAGCGACCGCGGCCCCCUGGCACGCGCCCGCGGGCGCGGUAGCGGCCAUCGCAGGCCCGCCGCGGCAGCGCCGGCGCAGCGGGUAGGCUGGCGGUAGCGCCGGCGCGCCCUGAGGGGCGCGCGCUGCCACUCCAGGCGUUCCGGCUGGGUGGGGGGCUGAGGUGGCCUCACAGCCCAGCGUUUUUAUUCCCUUGCGAUAACGGG
Molecule: messenger RNA, 653 nt
Organism: Prorocentrum cordatum
Lineage: Eukaryota; Dinophyceae; Prorocentrales; Prorocentraceae
Source: the annotation of a GenBank genome assembly